AUGAUUGAUAAAUUGAUAGCAUUUUUUAGUAGCACGCUAGAUAUAUUAAUAGUAUUUUUUUCUUUGCUUUUAUGUCAGCAUGGGAAUCAACGUAAAACGGGAAGCAACGUGGAUAACUUAUGGCUUGGUGUUGAAAAUACUCUUAAAGAAAAGAAUAUUAACGUGGGAACGAACUGCAUACAACUUGUUUCUUGUGAAAGUGUAAAAAUUGGCAAUGUUGGGGCAUUAGAGACACCGAUAAAAAAAGGACCUAAUGAGUCGAGACAACGAUUGGAUUUUGAAACUGAAGAUAAGGAGAAUAUAGUUGACGGUUCAUAUAAACGCCGACGUACAGAAAGUGAAAAUCUGGAACAUUCAGAUAACGAAAACUUUCUUAAUACUGUAAAAAAUAAUGACAGAGAGAAUGAAUUGGAAAGACAGGCCGAGGAGACCAUCCAGUACAAUGAAAAGAUGUGGAUUGUAGGUAACAUGAAAGUCAAUGUUCGUGAUGCAUUAACAGGAUGGCAGAAGCGAAAAGACCGACCGCGCACCGGUCUAGCGUUUUAUGAUAUUAUAGACCUUACGCCCAGAUCAAAUAGUGACUUCAUACGAUUCCUGCCUAUUGACGCAAUGUAUGAGAUGAAGCGGUUUGUUCAGAACAUCAAUCUGUUCCGUGAAAGAGCUAAUUGUUAA
Ambispora leptoticha is the source of this 672-nucleotide messenger RNA. The record is from the annotation of a GenBank genome assembly. NCBI's taxonomy places the organism in Eukaryota, Fungi, Glomeromycota, Glomeromycetes, Archaeosporales, Ambisporaceae.